GCCUCUCAUUGGACAUGCCUUACCACGCCGUGUAUCCCUUAUGGCCUAUAAAUAAGGGCGAGGAGCCGUCGCUGGUCCGCCAUUUCGUGGACGCCGGGUUAGCGAGAGAUUCCGUGGGGUCUGAGUCGGAGGGGUGCCGGAGGACCGUUGAGCUGUUUGGAUUUGAGUCUCCGCACUUCUAACACCAGACCUCGAGAUGCAUCGUGAUUCCUGCCCAUUGGACUGUAAGGUUUAUGUAGGGAAUCUUGGCAACAAUGGCAACAAGACUGAGCUGGAACGGGCUUUCGGCUAUUAUGGACCACUACGAAGUGUGUGGGUUGCUAGAAACCCUCCCGGCUUUGCUUUUGUUGAAUUUGAGGAUCCCCGAGAUGCAGCUGAUGCUGUCCGAGAGCUAGAUGGAAGAACAUUAUGCGGCUGCCGAGUCAGAGUGGAACUGUCCAAUGGUGAAAAAAGAAGUCGAAAUCGUGGCCCUCCUCCUUCUUGGGGUCGUCGCCCUCGAGAUGAUUAUCGUAGGAGGAGUCCUCCCCCUCGCCGCAGAUCUCCACGAAGGAGAAGUUUUUCUCGCAGCCGGAGCAGGUCUCUUUCUAGAGAUAGGAGGAGAGAGAGAUCCCUGUCCAGGGAGAGAAAUCACAAGCCGUCCCGGUCCUUCUCUAGGUCUCGCAGCCGAUCUAGGUCAAAUGAAAGGAAAUAGAAGACCAGUUUGCAAGAGAAGUGGUGUACAGAAAUUAACUUCAUUCGACGGGAGUAUGUACAGAAAAUUCAAGUUUUGUUUGAGACUUCAUAAGCUUGGUGCAUUUUUAAGAUGUUUUAGCUGUUCACCUUUGUCUCUUGAAACAGUGACACAUGAGGAUGUAAUUCUCUAUGGUUUGAGAUGGAUCAUAUGAGGCAUGUAAUACCACGAAUUGUUACUUUACAAUGUUCCCUUAAGCAAAAUUAAAUUUGCUUUGAAUUUUAGUUUUGCACAGACUGAAAAUAAACCUCUAAAUUCUACCCAGCUAAAGUGUGAUGUUCUAAUGUUACAGAAACAAAACUGACCAAGACUUGUUUCAUAGCUGGGAUAGUAGUGCGCAGCUGUAGGUAAAUGCAGUCUUAAAGCAGCUGUGACCAUGUUAGCAGGUCAAAAUAAAGGCUGAACAUGAAACUAGGUGAGAGAGUUUUUAAAAAUGGAACUAGUGUUUACCCUGGGCAGAGUUUGCCUGGUGGUAUAGAAUCAGAUAACUUUGAAGAAAGUUUACCUUUGCUUAGGUCACACGUUCCUUAUGUGAUGCUGUAUAUGAAGACAUAGCUGUUUGUAACAUUCUUUAUUUGAAACCUGAGAUUUCAAAAUUCCAGUGUCCUGCCAGUUUAAGGGUACAUUGUAGAGCUGAACUUUUGCUUCACUGUGCAAGAUUUUUUUUCAUGCUGUCAUUUGUAAUAUGUUUUGUGAGACUCUUUGGGAUUAAAGUUUUGGUUACAAAUUGUUAUUUAA
Molecule: messenger RNA, 1468 nt
Organism: Heterocephalus glaber (naked mole-rat)
Lineage: Eukaryota; Metazoa; Chordata; Mammalia; Rodentia; Bathyergidae
Gene: Srsf3
Product: serine and arginine rich splicing factor 3
Molecular function (GO): RNA binding
Source: RefSeq, a predicted model, not a curated record